GAUUCAACGCGCGGCGGCGGCGUGCGCGGCGUCGUGUGCGCGCGCGCUGCGCUGGUUGGGGGGGGUCGCCGCUGACCGCCUUGUGGCUUCGCUGUGCGCGCUUUUGCCCGCGGCGCGAGUAGCGCUGCGUCUGCGCGUUGCGUUGAACGCGUCUGUUGUUGCCGCGCAAUCUAUGCGCCCGCGCUUUGAGAAAAAGCCGGCGCCCGCGCGAGUCGAGAAAAAACCCGAUUUGUUUGUCGAGAAAAAAUUCACAGCUCGAUAGAAUCCUCCCCGGGGUCGAUUUAGAAGACUCCGUGCACCGGUAGUUCUCAUGCGUUUCCGAAUUGCUCCAUUCCAUGAUGGGGUGAUGACUUAGGUGCUGCCCCUGCAGCCGCGAGCCGCGCCAGCGAUCGCGAACACAGCAUUCAUGCAUGAAAAGCCAGAACAACCAUAGUGCAGUUACCAUACCACUGCACGCAGCAUCACUACUCCAUUCUCCGUGCGCCUCAAUCGCACAGCAGUGAACAAUGGCCACGGCGGGCCUCACCUAUGACGAGGUCAUGGCCCAGAGUGCUCAAGCAAAACCACAGCAAGGACUAGUGCUCGACGAGGCCUUUGACGUGAUCCACCAAGACGACGACAAGUCCGAGGAAGAGGACUUUGAAGACAUCGAGGUCGAGAUCAAAGAUGAUUAUGUGGGGCGGUGCACUUCGGUCUUCGUUCAGUACCCGCGGCGCGUCGUGGUGAGCAUAUUACUGAUAACGGUACUCGCUAUGUACGCGACCUACUUGGAUAACUUCUCGAUCACGGUCCCGUCGCCCUACGACUGGGAGUGUCCUGAUGACGAGUAUACUUUGUUGAGGGAUGCCAUGAUGAGUGCAGAGGACGAGGCCGACGAGUCGAAAGCAUUAACUACGAGGGGAGACGCGACGUUUCCCUUCUACUACUUUUACGACUCCGAGCCGUGGAAUAGGGAUGCGAACUGCGACGGGGGCAUCUUCACGCCCCAACGGUUGCGGGCCAUGUGCCUCGCCGAGGAGAUCCUGACGUCCAAUAAGGAGUAUCAAGAGGACUACUGCUUGCUGGUGAACGGUACUUGUGCGACACGUAGUGCGUCGGUGCUCCAAUUUUUUUAUGAUGAUGCGCCCUGUUCAUUGUUGGAUCAAGCGCGAAUCGACCAAGGGUGGGCGGCGCUCCAAGGCAAUGUCUUCUUCGUGGACAAGCACGCAUUCCAAAGAGGCUACGCGUGUAAAGCAAGGUCCAUCAUCUACCUAGGAACACCGCUAACAGGCUAUGACGAAACCUCGAAAAUAGGCGACGACCAGGCCCUGGAGAUGCAGGAAAAGUUGGGCAGCGUGAUGGAGCAAGCCUUGUGGCGCUCCUACGACAUGGAAGGCCACACGCUCAACAGCAAGUACAACCAGGCCGCUCGAUCGUCAGGUAUGAGUGUACUGUGGUUCGCCCAGCCUCUGGCGCAGCGCGAGUUCUCUAGAUUAGUGAAUGAGGACUUUCUCGUCGCGUUCGCGUCGGUGCUAUUUGUCUGGUGCUAUCUCAUGUAUCAUCUGGGGUCAUGCUUUGUGGGGAGUAUGGCCAUGCUCCAAAUAAGCGUGUCGCUACCUCUGUCGUUAUUCUUUUACAGGGUAGUGUUCCGCAUCAGUUAUUUCGCGGGCAUGCAAAUUCUUGUAGUCUUUGUCAUACUGGGCAUCGGCGCGGACGACUGUUUCGUUUUUGUGGAUGCCUGGAAGCAGUCAUUGCUUUUACACGAUGAUACACAUAAGAGGUUGCAGUACGCCUAUGCUAGAGCCUUACAAUCGAUGGCGAACACGUCAUUGACGACGGCGGCCGCGUUCCUAGCCACGGCGAUUAGUCCGAUCAUGCCCAUUGCCGCGUUUGGGAUUUAUGCUGCUAUAUGUGUCCUGAUGAACUAUGUGCUGGCGAUGACGAUGCUGCCCGCCGUGUUAAUUUGGCACCAUAACUCCUCAAAGUGCUGUACGUGUAGUCGCACGGAGAUCGUGGAGGGCGGUACGUGUGUUGAACGUUAUUUGACCAUCCUUUCGUGGAGGAAGAAAAUCAUAGCCAAGAUUUUGGUAUUGGUGCUAGGCGGCCUCUCCUGCACGGCGGCCUACCUCGCGUCACGCCUCGAACCACCGAGAGAACCGGAAGAGUGGUUCUCGCAGAAGCACAUGUUCCAGCAAGUCGCCGACUUGAUAGGCGGUAGUAAUGGAGGCGCCUACGGCGCCAACGAGGACCAGGCCUACGAUGCAUUUCAUGUCGUCUUUGGGAUCGAGGGCGUGUCUCGGGAUGAUUUUGAUCCGUAUGUGCCUUCGAAGCGACUGGCGUCCCCUGACUACGUCGCUAUUGACCUAUACGAGGCGCAGGACGCCUUCCUCCAAGCUUGUCAUCUAGUGGAGACCUUCGCGGCGCUCGUGCGGCCCAAUACCACUCUAUGUUUUCUGCGCGAGUUUCAGCAAUGGCAAACGGAAACGUAUGCUAGUACUGCAAUGGACAGGGCGACCUUUGAUUCGAGGUUAGCCCUCUUCCGUGAUUCCACGCAACCUUCGAACAAAUUACACGGCGCCUGGAAGGCGCCUGUUGGUAUCGUGAAUGGUGAACUCAAAUACGUGAGGAUCGACGGCCGCAUCUCGAUGACGCAGGGGGCGGCCAUUGAUGAGAGAAAGAAGACGUUGCGGCGGGCUCAAAAGUUGCUUAAAAAAAUACAACAGUUGGACGCGCCGUUUUUGCGACCGGACAAGGCGUUCCAAGUGAGCGGGGCCUGGCUCUGGUACGAGACCCAAGUCGCGUUGGUGCGAGGGCUGACGACGGGGAUUAGUAUUGGCUUUCCCGUGGCGUUUCUGGUGUUAACCGCAGCGACGCGGAACGUGAUUCUCUCUUUAUAUGCGAUCGUGGUCAUCGGCUGCGUCGUUUCUGGAGUAUUGGGGUUGUGCUAUUUACUAGGAUGGUCGCUGGGCAUCCGCGAGUCCGUCGCCGGCGUCAUCGUGAUUGGAUUAGCUGUCGACUACACGAUCCACCUGGGCCACAUGUACGACCACGCGCGCUUCCACGCCCAUCUGGCCACGAGAGAUGAAAGGACCGCGUACGCGCUGCGGAAGAUGGGUCGUACCGUGUUUGCGGGCGCCGUGACGACGGCCGGCGCGGCGUCCCUCAUGUUCGCGUGCCAACUCACGUUCUUCGUCCAGAUGGCCUGCUUGAUCGUCUUCACGAUCGCGCUGUCUAUUUCAUUAGCGCUGGGUCUGUACGUGCCCCUUUUGCAUGUGAUUGGGCCCGAGCGGGAACAGGGCAACCUGUGGUUUCUCUGGCGGCGGUUAUGUCCUCCCAAAGAGAAAGCUGCCGCGUCCGAAAAACGGGCGGCGUCGUGGCGCCUGGAUCCGGUCGCGACGACGCCGGCGCCGCGGGGGCUCGCGCGGCCUCCAAGCGCGCCGGCGAGUGUAGACUCUCCGCCUUACGGAGGGGCUGAAGCAUAGUAA
Molecule: messenger RNA, 3464 nt
Organism: Pelagomonas calceolata
Lineage: Eukaryota; Pelagophyceae; Pelagomonadales; Pelagomonadaceae
Source: the annotation of a GenBank genome assembly